Molecule: messenger RNA, 523 nt
Organism: Callorhinchus milii (elephant shark)
Lineage: Eukaryota; Metazoa; Chordata; Chondrichthyes; Chimaeriformes; Callorhinchidae
Product: basic phospholipase A2 homolog textilotoxin B chain-like
Exons: 4
Coding region: 68-523 (151 amino acids)
Biological process (GO): phospholipid metabolic process; lipid catabolic process; arachidonate secretion
Molecular function (GO): A2-type glycerophospholipase activity; calcium ion binding
Source: RefSeq, a predicted model, not a curated record
GAGAGAGAGGGAGAGAGAACAGGAUACUGGGAACGCUGUCCGGAGAGAACAUCACUGAUUCCUGAACAUGUUUGCGGAGUUCAACGCCCUGUUCUGGGUCAUCGCUGGGCUGCUGGUGGGGGCAGAGGGCCGGAGGGGCAGAAGAGACCUGGUACAGCUGGCGGAGAUGCUGGCGUGUAGCACCGGGAAGUCAAUGGCUCGCGUGUCCUGGGAUUACGUGGAUUACGGCUGCUGGUGUGGGGUACACGGCUCUGGGGCAGCGGUGGACGGCACAGACCGAUGUUGUAGGAAACAUGACCAAUGUUACGCGAAGCUGAUCGCUCGCUGCCCAGGUUUCUCUGUCUACUUUACCAAGUACGUCUUUCACUGCUACUCCAACCAGCGGGUGAAAUGUGAUGACGUGGACGAUGACUGUGGCUCUGCGCUGUGUCAGUGUGACCAGCGUUUGGCCGUCUGCGUUGGUUCUCAGACCGACUACAACCCCAAGUUCCGGCACCACAGAGCUCGGCGUCACUGUGUGUAG